This is a messenger RNA of Eruca vesicaria subsp. sativa (arugula), 735 nucleotides long. NCBI's taxonomy places the organism in Eukaryota, Viridiplantae, Streptophyta, Magnoliopsida, Brassicales, Brassicaceae. The record is from the annotation of a GenBank genome assembly.
AUGGAUGAUGUAUCAUGUUCAGCUGAUAAGACUGUAAAAUUCUGGGACCUUGAAACAUUCGAGCUUAUUGCUUCUGGUGGAACUGAGAAGAUUCAGCAUAAGAACCUGAAAUGCACAGAUGAAAGUACUUCGGAGAAGAAAGUUGUGAGUUCAAUAGCUGGGACACCUGUGCAUUGGCACACUACUCUUGAAGAGGUACCAACAAGAGAUACGCAUGUUUCGUUACAUGUACUUGGGAAGACUCUUAAUAAAGCAAAAGUCAACGUAAUUAUGAGGCUAUGUUUGGUUCUCAUGGUUCUAUCCCCUCAGCCUACACAUGCAGCCUUAUAUCUCGUGAAGCGUUGCACGUGGGCUACACCUGAGGAAAGGGAGAAGCUAGAGCAUGUCAAGAUCAGUCCCAAAUCAAUGGAUUUGACUCAAGAAAUAGCCAAGAGAAUAUGCUAUUUUGGAGGUGGAGCACUUAUAAUCGUUUACAGGAUGGAUGGAAUGAUCUCAGACAGUCUUCAAGUUUGUUUUGUCAACAUACUGGAUGAUUCUGGAUCUGCGGAUCUAAGUGCUUAUGUUUAUUUUCCUUCGAUAAAACACUCUGCUGAGGAGGCUUCAGAAAAUGUGACAGUCCAUGGACCAAUCACACAGUCUCAGUUAUUUGGUUCACUUGGAAUAAACUUCAGAGUUGAUGCGCUGCUAAAGAACUGCGACGAUGAGCAAGCUGAGUCCUUGAGGUCAGGAUACUGA